Messenger RNA from Podarcis raffonei (Aeolian wall lizard), 544 nucleotides. Its product is annotated as MIEF1 upstream open reading frame protein-like. The record is from RefSeq and is a predicted model, not a curated record. The transcript is spliced from 2 exons. Bases 332 to 544 code for a protein of 70 amino acids. Lineage: Eukaryota; Metazoa; Chordata; Lepidosauria; Squamata; Lacertidae.
UAAUAUUUUUAGAGUAUAGGGUAUUAUUAUUUCCGAGCGCAGGAAGGGGGUCGGUCGGUUUUGUUUUUAGCCCUAUUCUGCUUCAUUUAAAUCCUCUUCCAUCGAUGCCCCUCCGCCCCAGGGCCGAAUUGGAAGCCGGGGCCUUUUGUGGAUUUUUUUCUUCUUGGAGUUUCCAUGGCGAAGGAGGUCGUGCCCCGGAAGAGAAGCCGCCAUCUUGCCGAGUGACCCCGGGAGCUGUGCCGGGAGCGGGAAGAGGUGGGCUCCGAGCAGCCCCUGAAACGCCGCGGUCUCCUCUCCUCCGCGAAGUUUGCCCGCCCUCCACUCAUCCUUCAUGGCAGCGUGGACCCGUGAAGCAGUGCUGAACCUCUAUCGCGCUCUCCUGCGUCAGGGACGUGGCCUGCGCUAUACUGACCGUGAUUUCUACUUCGACACAAUCCGGCGUGAAUUCCGCAAGAAUCAACAUCUUGAGCAGCUCAAAGAUAAGGAGAGACAGCUGGAGAAGGGCCAGGCUUUCUUGCACUCCAAACUCGGGGGGUUGGUUUAG